Messenger RNA from Maniola jurtina (meadow brown), 1743 nucleotides. RefSeq lists its product as uncharacterized. Bases 151 to 915 code for a protein of 254 amino acids. The transcript has a single exon. The record is from RefSeq and is a predicted model, not a curated record. NCBI's taxonomy places the organism in Eukaryota, Metazoa, Arthropoda, Insecta, Lepidoptera, Nymphalidae.
GAUUGCACGCUCUAAAAGAUUUAUAGAUAAAUGCAGUUCCCGGUGAAAAUAGAUAAAUGCCACUGCUCAUGUGUUUUCUACACAUUUCAAUAGACGCAACCGCAUUGACCGCACACGAGCGCCGACGGGACAUCCGCGGUCUUUAUCACGAUGUUACCCCGCGGGAUAGUCCUGUGCUUCUGUGUCAUCCUGGCCACGUCCUCAGCCGACACCUUCGGAGGCUUCGGGGCAAAGCUCCUCGCAAGUGUGUACGACAAAUGCGACAGAUCAUCAGAACUCCUCAAGUGUUUCAAGAUCCAAGCGGUCAAAUUAGUGGAUCGCGCCGCCAGAAUGGAGAAACUGCCGAUCUUCCACGGUCUCUCCUUAGUACGGAAUGCUGAACAAGAACCAUUCCCCUCUUCUGUAGUAGAAGGCGAUUUGAAUUCCUUGACUUCAGACGAAGUGGACCAACUCUUCGAUCAGGCGUCUUCGAAACUGCUGCAAACGCAUCGAGUCGUGCUGUCCCCGAAGAACAUUGGAGUUGAUCUCGGUAGGUCAUUUAACGAGGCGAGAGGCAAACUGAAGAAAAUGAUCGGUCCAAUUAUGGCUGGUGUGGCGAUCAAAGGGACUUUCGUGGCUAUGGCGUUCCAGGCAAUCGCUCUGAUCGCUGGCAAAGCGUUGUUAAUCGGUAAGAUCGCUCUUCUUUUGUCUGCUAUUAUUGGAUUGAAGAAACUUGUAGCCGGGGGAGAAGCCCACGAGAAAACGACGUACGAGAUCGUCAAGCAUCCUCAGGUAUCACAGAGUCAUACAUACUCGUCCUCCCAUUAUGGGAACGACUUUGACACAACUGGUCCAGGAGGUCACUACAGACGAAGCGUUGAAGAGGAGGCUGCAGCCCAAGACAGGGCUUACAGAGCGUACGCCAAAGCCCAGUGAAGAAAUAAAUCCGUUAGAAGAUCGCUUACGACUCCCUUUACAAAAUAAAACAACGACACGGCAUUUCCACUCGUUAUUAUUACCUCCGAAGCCUUUUUUGGCUACUUUGCACUCGCAAGUUGGAGACAGUGUUUAUUUAAGCUACGUAAUUUAAUUCAUACGACACUUAAUUUAUUUUAGACGAGAGUUAAUUAAUACAUUAUAACGUUUUGCUAUACGUAUGCAUAUCCAACAUAUUUAAUCGCAUGAACAAGUAAAUAACCAGUGUAUCUAGUUAUAUGUAAAUAGUUUAAGGUUUUUUAUGUAAUGUUACGUCCGUUGAAUGAUUUGAAUGUAAUCAGUUGCACCAAAUAUCGUUAAUAAUGAAAUAUUACGUUUGUGUUAGAUUAGUUAGUUGUGUAAUAUUUAUUUAGGUUAUUCUUUAUUUUGAUAAUGAUUAGGCUAGUCGACGGGUACUGUGCAUUUUCCAUUCCUAUAAUUCCAAAUGUCCAAUUUUGUAAAAAUAGGUUAAGGUAAUAGUUAUAUGUUAUUAAUAAUUUGUUAGUUAUUUAAUUAUUUACGAGUGAGUAAGUACUUUGAGGUGCUGUUUAGUAGAUCAUAAGUCCAAUUUUUAAUUUAUUUAUUUAUAUACCGGGUCCUAUUACAUUUAUUUAUUAUAGUAUUUAUAUAUAAAAUAUAUAAAAUUGUCGAUUAAAGACAAGGUGGUUACGCGAGUACCUUUUAUAUAAUUAUAUUUUUGUUUACGUAUAAUUUAUAAUUAUUUAACAAAAUAAUGUAUUGAUAUGUUGAUGAUAUUAUUAUGAUGUAUUUAGUGUUACUAUUAUUACA